UGACUUAAGUAGUCAGUUGAUUCAACAAAAGAGAGAACAUGAAAACAGAUUAGAAGAGUUAGAAAAAAGUAAAGAUCAAAGAAUUAAAGAAUUGGAAGAAGGAAUAAAAGAAUUGGAAGAAGCAUUAGAAUUAGAGGAGGAAACAUCUGACUGUCAUUUAGAGGCUCUUGAAGUGGCUAGACAAUGGAGGAUAAGGCAAAGCAAAGAAAAAGAUGACAAUUUAGAAAAAGCUUCAAGAAAAAUAGAGACGUUGGAAAAUAUUGUGGCAUGA
This is a messenger RNA of Ambispora gerdemannii, 271 nucleotides long. Lineage: Eukaryota; Fungi; Glomeromycota; Glomeromycetes; Archaeosporales; Ambisporaceae. The record is from the annotation of a GenBank genome assembly.